Molecule: messenger RNA, 546 nt
Organism: Clonostachys rhizophaga
Lineage: Eukaryota; Fungi; Ascomycota; Sordariomycetes; Hypocreales; Bionectriaceae
Source: the annotation of a GenBank genome assembly
AUGUUCCACACAAACCUUGAGCACCACUUGCCGGCUUCUUGCUUCGACUCGAUUUCCUGCUCGAAGAGGCUGGUUGAGUUGUCGUACUGCUGUUGUUUCUCGGAGGAGGCCGGUUCGGGCCACUUUAUAAACGCCUUUGCUUUCCUUUGGACUCUCGUUGACACAGAAGCACCUGUAGAAGAGGUGCCAGUCGGUGGGAUCUUCUGUCUCUUGGACUGUCGACCCGAAGGCCCGGGGAGGGUACUUGGGCUGGUCUGGCUCCUGGCCUGGUCCGGAGGAGGGGGGUUCUUCCGCUUCCUCGUCGACGACGGCGUUGUUCUGGAGUUAUUCGAGAUUUCUGUAGAAAUGGUACCGUCCGUGGUAGUCGAAGGGACAGGUGCACCCGAGGGACGCGCUACCUGGCUGCUGGCUGCUUGGCGAGCAGAUGAUCUAGUGAUUCUGGGAGGCAUGAGUAACGAGGUCUCGGAGGCCACGAAUAGACACGGCCGACGAAGCAAAGCAGGGGUAUUUGAAGAAAAUGAGACAAUGGAAAAGGAUGUGUUCUGA